Sciurus carolinensis (gray squirrel) is the source of this 4587-nucleotide messenger RNA. RefSeq names its product phosphodiesterase 4A (gene Pde4a). The record is from RefSeq and is a predicted model, not a curated record. NCBI's taxonomy places the organism in Eukaryota, Metazoa, Chordata, Mammalia, Rodentia, Sciuridae. Gene Ontology annotation, cellular component: perinuclear region of cytoplasm; nucleus; cytosol. Gene Ontology annotation, molecular function: 3',5'-cyclic-AMP phosphodiesterase activity. Gene Ontology annotation, biological process: signal transduction.
GCAGCCGGGCUCGGAGCCGAGCUCCAGCAACCGACAGGAAGCCGCGGCGCCCGGUCCGGGGGCGAUCGGCCCGCAGCGCCCCCCGGUCUUCCCCGGGGCGCCAUGGCUCCACUGAGGCCAGGCGCACCCGCGGGGCUCCCGGCGCGUCCGCUUGAGCGCAGCUGAGCUAGGCGCAGCUUGGAAGGUCCAGGACCCCCGGGGUGCAGGUGGGGGCCGGCGCUAUGGAGCCCCCGGCCGCCCCCUCGGAGAGGAGCCUGUCUCUGUCUCUGCCCGGGCCCCGGGAGGGCCAGGCCACCCUGAAGCCGCCCCCCCAGCACCUGUGGCGGCAGCCCCGGACCCCCAUCCGUAUCCAGCAGCGCGGCUACUCAGACAGCGCGGAGCGCGCGGAGCCGGAGCGGCCGCCACACCGGCCCAUAGAGCGCGCCGACGCCGUGGACACCAGCGACCGGCCCGGCCUGCGCACGACCCGCAUGUCCUGGCCCUCGUCCUUCCACGGCACGGGCACUAGCGGCGGCGGCGCGGGCGGAGGCAGCUGCAGGCGCUUCGAGGCAGAAAAUGGCCCAACGCCAUCACCGGGCCGCAGCCCCCUGGACUCGCAGGCGAGCCCAGGGCUCGUACUGCACGCUGGGGCAGCCACCAGCCAGCGCCGGGAAUCCUUCCUCUACCGCUCUGACAGUGACUAUGACAUGUCACCCAAGACCAUGUCCCGGAACUCAUCGGUCACCAGCGAGGCGCAUGCUGAGGACCUUAUUGUUACGCCAUUUGCCCAGGUGCUCGCCAGUCCUCCGCAGUGUUCGAAGCAACUUCUCGCUCCUGACCAAUGUGCCCAUUCCCAGCAACAAGCGAUCCCCGCUGGGAGGCCCAACCCCCGUCUGCAAGGCCACACUGUCAGAGGAGACAUGUCAGCAGUUGGCCCGGGAAACUUUUGGAGGAGCUGGACUGGUGCCUGGAGCAACUGGAGAACCAUGCAUACCUACGCUCUGUCAAGCGAGAUGGCUUCACACAAGUUCAAGAGGAUGCUGAACCGAGAACUCACACACCUGUCAGAAAUGAGCAGGUCAGGAAACCAGGUCUCAGAGUACAUUUCCACAACAUUCCUGGACAAACAAAAUGAAGUGGAGAUCCCAUCACCCACAAUGAAAGAGCGAGAACCCCAGGAAGCACCACGACAGAGACCCUCCCAGCAUCCCCUGCCCCCAGGGCCACAGUUCCAGCCCAUGUCACAGAUCACAGGCGUGAAGAAGCUGAUGCACAGCAGGAGUCUGAACACCAGCAUCCCGCGCUUUGGGGUGAAGACUGACCAAGAGGACCUCCUGGCCCAAGAACUGGAGAACCUGAGCAAGUGGGGCCUGAACAUCUUCUGUGUGUCUGACUACGCCGGGGGCCGCUCCCUCAGCUGCAUCAUGUACACCAUAUUCCAGGAGCGGGACCUGCUGAAGAAAUUCCACAUCCCUGUGGACACAAUGGUGACGUACAUGCUGACGCUGGAGGACCACUACCACGCCGAUGUGGCCUACCACAACAGCCUGCACGCAGCUGACGUGCUGCAGUCCACCCACGUGCUGCUGGCCACGCCUGCCCUGGAUGCGGUGUUCACUGACCUAGAAAUUCUCGCAGCCCUGUUUGCAGCUGCCAUCCACGACGUGGACCACCCUGGGGUCUCCAACCAGUUCCUCAUCAACACCAAUUCGGAGCUGGCACUCAUGUACAAUGACGAGUCGGUGCUGGAGAACCACCACCUGGCCGUGGGCUUCAAGCUGCUGCAGGAGGAGAACUGUGACAUCUUCCAGAACCUCAGCAAGCGCCAGCGGCAGAGCCUGCGCAAGAUGGUCAUCGACAUGGUGCUGGCCACAGACAUGUCCAAGCACAUGACACUCCUGGCUGACCUGAAAACCAUGGUGGAGACUAAGAAAGUGACCAGCUCGGGGGUUCUCCUGCUGGACAACUACUCUGACCGCAUCCAGGUCCUUCGCAACAUGGUGCACUGUGCAGACCUCAGCAACCCCACCAAGCCACUGGAGCUGUACCGCCAGUGGACGGACCGCAUCAUGGCCGAAUUCUUCCAACAGGGUGACCGUGAGCGUGAGCGUGGCAUGGAGAUCAGCCCCAUGUGUGACAAGCACACGGCCUCCGUGGAGAAGUCUCAGGUGGGUUUCAUUGACUACAUUGUGCACCCAUUGUGGGAGACGUGGGCAGACCUCGUCCACCCAGAUGCCCAGGAGAUCCUGGACACAUUGGAGGACAACCGGGACUGGUACUACAGUGCCAUUCGACAGAGCCCAUCGCCACCACUCGAGGAGGAACCGGCAGGGCUGGGCCAUCCAGCCCCACCCGAUAAGUUCCAGUUUGAGCUGACGCUGGAGGAGGAAGAAGAGGAGGAGGCAUCCACGGCCCAGGAUGCAUUGGAAACGCAGGGGUUAUCCAUGGUCCAGACUGUAUCCAAGGUCCAGGACCAGGAGGAACACUCAGAGGUGGUGGUAGAAGAAGCAUAUUUGACGCAGGGUGCAGAUUCAGCACAGGAUACACCUGUGACUCAGGAUGGCUCUAGGUUCCAAGAGGAAUCCAUGGAUGCUGUAAGCUGCAGCAGCUCUUCUGCCCUGUCUCUUAAAAGUCCCCUUCUGCCUGCCUUGAGGACCCCAGAAGAGGCCCCGGGCCUCCCGGGCCUCCCCUCCCCGGCGGCCGAGGUGGGGGCCCAAAGAGACCAUCAGGCUGCCAAGAGGGCUUGCUGUGCCUGCACUGGGACAUCAGGGGAGGACCCACUCAUUCUACCGGCUCCGGGUGGGUGGGGGUCAGGUGGAGACCCUACCUGAGCCCCAGCCCCCUGACCCUGUGGCCCUCCCUGUCCCCUAUAACCCCCAUCUCCUUGCAACCACCUCCUCUGAUGCCUCAAAGACUCUUGGUCCUCCUGAGAAAAAAGAAAACAGAAAAGUGGGGGGUUUUCUCUUUUCUUUUUUUCCCCUUUCCCCCUGCCCCCACCCAUGGGGCCUUUUUUUGGACACGGGGGCUGGGGAAUGAGGGGCUGAAGUCCCGGAAGGGAUUUUAUUUUUUGAAUUUUAACAGUAACAUUUUUAGAAAAAAGAACAAAAAAAGAAGAAAAAAAAAAAAAAAAAAAAAAGGAUGAAACACAGCAACUGUAGACGCCCCCAUUCCUGUUUCUCCCCUUCACCCUCGAGCCCCUCUCCCACCUCCUGCCCCUCCCGAGUCCCAGGCUCAGUCUUCCGGCCUCUUGGGCUUUUUCACUUAGACCCAAGCACAAGCAUGGCGCCUCCUUCUGGGCUUUUCUUUGGAGUUUUGGAGGGUCUCUAGAACCCAGCUGGGAAUAGCCAUUCUGGGCAGGGCCGGGGUGGGGGUGUCGCGUGGGAGCCACUGGCUGCCCUGUCACAAGUCUUCCGCCUCGUUUCGCACAACCCCAGCCAUACACAGAGGGGGUCAGCACCGCUGUUGGCUUUAGGGUGGUGUUGCUGCGCCGGCAGCUCGGCCGAGACUUGAAGAUACUCACGCACAUGCACACGCACACACGCACCCUCCUUCCAGCUGCUUCUCCUCUUGUUUCUGCCUUAAUGAUUCCUGUGGCCAUAGCAGACGGGGUCUCAGUGGCUCCCGCUUACCUGCUCCUUGGGUGUGGUGGGGCCAGGCCCAGAGUCCCCAUCCCAGGCUCACAGACACUCAGCCCCCCCAGCGUCCUCCUGUCCCCCUUGCACACUGACUCCAGUCCCUCAGCCCUUUGCCCUAGGAGGAAGCAAUAACGGUGAAUACCCACAUCCCCCAUCCUGGGCAACCCUGGCACCAAAGGAAUUUCUCCUUUGUCCCCCUACCUUGACAAGCCUCUCCCCCUAGCUAAUCCCGAGCAAUACGACAGACAGAUGCGAGGCCAUUUUUUUUCCAAGCCAUGGGGGACUGUUGGAAAGGAAAGACCCCCCUCCCCCUCUUCAUGCCUUCAAUCUGGCUUUGCAGCCAGAUGGGGCAGGGGCCUCUCUCAUUCAUUGCCUGUCCCCCCACUUCUGAGCACACGGUACUGUAGCCCCCACUUCUCCAGCCUUCUGUCUGUCUGUCCAGCCAUUCCCCCCUGCACCAUAAUGCUGUACAGGGUUCAUUUUUGUAGUGAAAGUGGUUUGUCCCAGCCUGUGACUGGAAUGGGCCAUUUUUUCCCUUUUUUUUUUUUUUUUUUUGUAUAUACUGUAAGGUUGGUUUGUAAAUUAUUCUACAAAGGCAAAAAGGGAAAAAUCAACUCGAACUCGCCCUUCCCUGGCUGACCAAGUCAGGAAGGUGGGGAGGGGGGUCCCCAGGGGAGAAGACCCCACUCCCGCUGUAUUAUACACACUGUACCAUAACCCCAGGAAAGGGUGGACUUUGCAGUUUUAUGGGAAGCUGUGUCAUCACAGGGGACAAGGGCUGGGCAGAGCCUGUGCCCUGCCCCUUCCCCAGGAGCAGAGGUGACUGGUAAGAGACCCCCAACCCAGUCAGGGAUCUUCUCCCCAGAGUGGGUGCAGGACCCCUGUGAAUCCGUCAGCCCGUUGGUGGAUGAUCCAUCAUUCGAUCUUGUCACCAAUUAAACGGAGACUUUCACCAAUGUUCCUGGCUGGUGUG